UACAAAUCAUCAAACUAUAAAUAGUCAUAAACCCAUUUCAUGUUUUGUAUCAUAUCCCAUUUUUAGGUAUCAAUCACUAUCCCUAAUGGCUAGACCACUUUUAGUGAUCAACCCUUCACUAAGCACUUCAAAUAUUGGUUUUGCUGGUAUGAGCCUUAUGAUGUGUGUUGUUGCGUUGCUCAUGUGUGCUUCUCAUUCACGCAAAUGGCGUCAUUGGCUCGCUUGCAAUGCGUUUGCGGAGGAGCCUGUUAUAGAGCUGAACAAUGACGUUGUGACGAUGAAUGGUUGUGAACAACAACGGGAAGAGGAUUCGAUUUGGCAGAAGAAUAUACUUAUGGGUGGGAAGUGUCAACUCCCUGAUUUCUCUGGUGUCAUAAUCUAUGAUUCUGAUGGCAAUGUUGUAAACCCUGCUAGAACUUCUCUUCCAUUACUAACAUGGAAAUAAGGAUGCGAGGAACCACAACAAGUUUCUUCACUUGAAGAACUAGAUCAAAAUUAGAGUUCCACGAGCGGUGAAAUACAAGGCCUAUGUGUGAUAACAGUUUGACUUUAUUUUAUCUUCUGAUAGUAGUAGCUUUCAUAUAAACACUUAUAUGAUAAGUGUUUAUGUUAUAAGCACUUAAUUAAGUUGUUUAUCCAAACAUGUUCAUAAUAUAAUUUAAUGUCCUUUCAUUGUGGAAAUUAAAGCAUCAUGAAUCUUUAGUUUGAAAGUAUCUUUUUCAUAGGACAGCUCGGUGUACUAAAGCUCUUGCAUACACAGGUCUGGAAAGGAGUCUCAGCA
Molecule: messenger RNA, 781 nt
Organism: Medicago truncatula (barrel medic)
Lineage: Eukaryota; Viridiplantae; Streptophyta; Magnoliopsida; Fabales; Fabaceae
Exons: 1
Coding region: 86-445 (119 amino acids)
Source: RefSeq, a predicted model, not a curated record